AUGAAGCUCUUCAAGGGGGCCUCCGCCUCCCCUGCAAGUCCUGGCCGGUCACGGCCAGGCACCUCAUCCAUCCGUGGCAAGAUUUCGAACCCCAUACCCAUACCGAGCGCAACCGACGACGAUGAGUUCCCUAUACGAAGGCCAGGCACUGGCUUUGCCGACAGGUCCCCCGAGGAGGAGUUUCCCAUCCGCCAGCUUGGGACUAGUGUGGCUACUCCGAACCCACCUGAGGAGUGGCAGCAGCAACAGCAACAGCAGCAGCCGCCAGCUCAACCAAACCAACAAGAACUCAAGCCCGAGGACUAUGACACAACCCCGGAGGAGAGACACCAACCGCCAUUACAAAGUAUUAUUGAUGAUAGUCGUCAAGAAAAUGCGGUGACUGAGGCGCCCGUUGAGGCGCCUCCAAUAGAACAAUUUCCACGGACAUAUGAUCCGGUCACUCCCACCGCCCCGGUGGCUCCCGUACCUAUUUCGGCUACGAUACCGGCUGUUGCGCCGGAUCCUGCGCCGCCCUCAACACCACAGCCCGCACAGGCGAGGACAAGUCACCCCUCAGCCAAGGGCUCAGGUAAUUCUCCGGCCAACAGUAAUGGUAACAGCAACAAUAGCGACCGAACCCAAUUCCGCAGGACAAACGUCCCAAGCACAGUGCGAUACUCUGCCAUCAGCAAUAACUCUGCAAAUACUGGCGCAUUAUCUUCAGACUCCCGUCCGCAACGGAAAAAGUCGACACUGCGGAACGCUUUGAGUAAGCUAUUUGGGCGCAAAAAGAAGAAGGGCACUGGCUCGUCCAGCUCGGCAGGCGACACAGAUCGCACGUCAAGCGUGAUGCCGUCUCAGCACCGUAGUGAUACCUCAGGUCUGGUGCCUGUCAAGGAAACCGAAUCGAAACGAUCUGCGUCCUUGCCUAUCACCGAGUACGAUCGCGCACUACGCUCACACUCGAUUGGGCCAAACGACUUCUCGACAAUAGAAAAUGUCCGCAACUCGAUACACGGCGAUUUGAACACGCCAAGGCGGCGGGCCUUGACGGCCACAGACAGUAAGCUGUUCGGGACGCCAGCAAAACGAAACGAGUUUGGGGAGUGGGGAGGUCUGUCUCCUCGUCCUGUCAGCGCCCAUGGCCGGGGUCGCGUGUCGGGGGUUGAAGAGGAUCCCGAUAUGAUAGGGCGGGCGAUAACUUCCGACAUGGAUACCGGAACUGGAUACAACACGAAGCGAAGAUCGCGGUCGUUAUCAGGUAUCGAUGCCCUUGGUGGACACCUCGCUCAUGUUGCUCCCGACGGCACCGUGAACGUAGCUGGAGGCCGCCGGCGUAGUGACGAGAUACGGUACUGGCGCGAAAGCUAUGGGGCUAGCUACCUCUCUCCGUUGUCUUCCACACAUCCUGAGACGGAAGGUGAUCAGAAUGAAUACCGUGAUGGGGAUAAUGACGACACUGGCGUAAUCUCGGUUGACCCGACACAGUCGCUGGCUGCACGGCCCGCAACAAGUACAGCACCGGAUUCACCUCCACAGCCGUUCAAUUUUGGCUCCUUGGCUACCAUGAACGAGAUGGCUGGUAUGAAGAUCACUCAGGCGGCCAGCCUCGAGGCUAGGGUGAACAACGUCGAAGGCAGGACCGACAGGUUAGAGCGUGUCGUGGACCAGCUUUGCAACACCGUUUCUGGUCAGAAAGGUGGCUAUGCUGUAUCCGCUGCUGGCUCAAACCAGGUCCCCCGCUCGAUGCAACAUCCUCAGUCUGAUUUCUGGCAGGCGCCGUCAUCAUACCCGCGCGAACCACGAGCAGACCAGUCUUCUUCUAGGUAUACGAGCAGCCAACCAUCGGUAGAGACGGACGGGCUGACAACGCACUCCCACAUGUCGUUUGGGGAGGGGCAGACCCUUGUUGGAGGCCUUCACCCACCUUCGAGUGCAGCUGCCCACCCGGGUCUGCCGACGAUCGCAGCGUCGCCGUCGUCACCCGGCUUGUUGGGAUUGCCCCGGGGAUCGACGUCAACUGUUCGCGGGGCCAUGAGUCUACCCGCCCUGUCGGUGGCAGCUGCUUCGGAUGCAGCGGCAGCUGACUUGGCAGCGCAGCUCGAGACUGAGCGUGCGGAGAGGUUAGCUCUGGAACUUCAGGUCAAGAAGCUAUCGGAACGCGUCAAUGUGCUGUCAAGUACUAUGUUCGCGAUGCUGCGGGAUCCGCAGAAGAACCGAUCCCAGGAGCGCCUGACGCCUUCGUCUGGCGUUGGCGAGAACAGGCUGUCGAGGACAUCGUCUAGCAGCCACCUCGUCACGCCCACCAAGAUGGCGCCACCGCAUUCUGGCAUCGGCAUCAGAAACUCGCCAGCACCCGUGCCGGUAUUCCUAGAGCCGCCGCCGUCGCUGAACAAGUUCCACUCGUCUGGUAAUACGUUGUCCGGGUUUGAAGACACUGGAGACGAGGAGAGUGAAAGGGGCGACGAGUCAGUAUCCGAGUCGUUCAUGACGCCGAGGGAGGAGUACUCGCCGCACACGUAUGGUGCUUUUGGCGAGGAGCUGAGAGACGAGACCGAGGACGAGACCGACCCAAAGCGCAAGAAGGCCGCCAGGACGCUGAGCCUGAGCCAGCUGACUCUGAACAAGGGUCAGAGGGCUGUUGUUUGAAAGGAAUGAUUCUUCAAUUCGUCAACGUCUUUUAAGCCUUACCGCAUGUGCAUCCUCUGGACUUUUUAGAGUAAUCAUGGAUGUUUGCAUUAUAUACGACUUUCUUUUGUCACUUGCGGUCAUCAUUUAUUUUUGGCGGUUGCUUUUAUUAUUUGAUUCUGUUUAUUGGCUGGAUCUGGUUGAUAUUCCCCCUCGAUGUUCACAAUCUAGUUGGACUUCUUUUCGUUCACUUUUUGGCGGUUCCUUCUCUUUUGUUCCCUUCUACUUUUUCCCCCCUUGUUGAUCUUGGGGAUUGCUGGUGAGCGAGCGAGCGUUUCUUGUUAAAAAGCGUCUAUCGCAUUCUGUCUCGUCUAUCCUAUCUAUGCAGUCCAUAUAGAACUGCUUGGUUCAUCGGACAACUUUUUUUUUCCCAACCCCUCCGACUGGGGCUGUGUAAUAUUUCUUCAUGGUCACUGUCGCUCCUGGCGAGAAAAACCAGUCCGACUAACCAUCGGUUGGCUACAGAGGAUUUGGCGCGGUGCGGCUGGAUUGCAUAUACAUUUAUAUCUUGUCUCUUUCGGAGUAGAUGGAGUGUUCAUCGUGCUGAAUACCCUUGAAUGGUUUACUUUUUCUGGAUAUGCAUCUAUCAACUAUCUUCAUUAAUGAUGAAUCCAAUGAAUGGGGCGGACACUUUCUGCGGCAGAAGUAAUUAAACCUUAUAUGUGAACUCCUGAGUGUUUGAGUUUUCUAACUUGACAUGCAUGUCUUGAGUGUCAUUUCAACUAUCUAAUCAAAUAAAACUUUGUGGCGGUGGGGGGAAUAUUUAUUGUCUGUUUAUUUGU
Molecule: messenger RNA, 3452 nt
Organism: Pyricularia grisea
Lineage: Eukaryota; Fungi; Ascomycota; Sordariomycetes; Magnaporthales; Pyriculariaceae
Exons: 2
Coding region: 1-2631 (876 amino acids)
Source: RefSeq, a predicted model, not a curated record